Emiliania huxleyi CCMP1516 is the source of this 3210-nucleotide messenger RNA. RefSeq lists its product as hypothetical. The record is from RefSeq and is a predicted model, not a curated record. NCBI's taxonomy places the organism in Eukaryota, Haptophyta, Isochrysidales, Noelaerhabdaceae. The transcript has 7 exons. The coding region runs from base 1 to 3210 and encodes 1069 amino acids.
AUGUUCGGCUUGUUCGGCGCAAGGCCGGCGGCGGGCGAGGACGAGGCGGCCGCCGAGGCAGAGCCGCUCGGGUCCGGCGCCGAGCGUCCGCCUGGGCGCCCCCCCGAGGCGGAGCCGGGAGGCGAGCAGCUUGCGGCGCAACGCUUGCCGCUUAGCGAGCCGCGCAGCUUCACCUUUGAAGAGGCCGGGCCCCUUGGCAUCACGACGGAGUGGCAUAUCGACGGAGUAGCCAUCAAGGCUGUUAAGGGCGCGGCGCUCGAGCAGGGCGUGCCUCGGAUGUCCGUUAUCCUUGCGCUCAACGGCAGCGAUGCGAGUGGGCUCGCUCGUGCCGAACUGCUAGCGAUGCUCAAAGUGCGGCCACUAACGCUAACAGUGCGGCCGCCGGCGGACCUGCGAGGCGAGCAGCUGGAGGGGCGAGACCUGCAGGGCGUGACGCUGCCGGAGGCGAGGCUGGCGGGCGCGAACCUCAAGGGAUCUGACCUGCGCGGCGCGGAUCUCGAAAAGGCGGUGCUGCAGGAGGGGUAUGUCCUCGCCCCGCCGGACGUGGAGGGCCUCGGGGGAGCGGCGCUCGGCAAGGCGUGGGAGGCGUGGGGGGGGCGUGGGUGGCGGAGGAGUUAUCAGGAAUACUUCAAGCCGGCCGAGGAGGGGGCGGAGGAGCGGCGGGCGGCCGUCCUCUCUGGCGCCAAGCUGGCCGGCACCAACCUGCGGGAUGCCGACCUGCGUAAGGUGAAGCUCGACAACGUGGAGGGGUCCGAGGGCGUCGUGCUGCUGGCGGUGGAGGGGAAGAAGGGGAAGGAGCUGGGCGAGGCGUGGAUGGCGUGGGGCAAGGCGCUGCGGAACGAGCCGGGCGAGUCGGUGCGCGUCGCAAAUCUCUACAAGGCGCAGCUGGAGGGGGCAUCUCUCACCAGGGCGCAGCUGCAGGGGGCAGAUCUCCGCUACGCGCAGCUGCAGGGGGCAGAUCUCUACAAGGCGCAGCUGCAGGGGGCAUGUCUCAUCGAGGCGCAGCUGCAGGGGGCAGAUCUCGGCGGGGUGCAGCUGCAGGGGGCAGAACUCAGCGCGGCGCAGCUGCAGGGGGCAGAUCUCAGCGAGGCGCAGCUGGAGGGGGCAGAUCUCCAAAUGGCGCAGCUGCAGGGGGCAUCUCUCGGCCGGGCGCAGCUGCAGGGGGCAGAUCUCCGCUGGGCGCAGCUGCAGGGGGCAGAUCUCUACCAGGCGCAGCUGCAGGUGGCAUCUCUCGCUGAGGCGCAGCUGGAGGGGGCACAUCUCUACGAGGCGCAGCUGGAGGGGGCAGAUCUCCGCUCGGCGCAGCUGGAGGGGGCGAACCUCGAGGGCGCCGACCUGCGCGGCGCCGACCUCACCGGCGCCAACCUCGCUGGCGCCAACCUGAAGAAUGCCGACUUGCGCGGCGCAGUCCUCAUCGGCGUCAACCUCGAGAAGGCCGACCUCGAGGGCGCCAAACUGCAGGGCGCGAAGUUCGAGCGCGCCGUCCUCGCUGGCGUCAAGCUCAUCGGCGCCAAGUUCUCACCCUUCAAGCCGCCCGAGGCGCGCCCUCCGACGCUUGCGCGGGCGUGGCGGCUGCGGGCGGUCGGCGGGCAGGCCGCGAAAGGGCUCUACGCGGCGCUCGCCGGAGGCGAUAGCGACGGCGGCAGCGACGACGAGGGGGCGGAGGAGGAGGAGGAGGAGGAGGGGACGGCCACGAACAUCGUCGCCAACGCGCUUGAGGCGGGCGUGACGGCUCUCGUGAAGGCAGCGGCGCCGGCGCUCGAGCUCGUGGAGGAGAUCAUCGGCAAGCUCCGCGCUGCGCUCAACGGCUGCAUCGCCGUGCUCAAGGCCGCGGGGGACUGCGACAAGCCGGCAGAGUUUCUCUGCGACGCCACCCGCAAGCUCGUGCGCUUGCUCGUGUCGGAGCUGCUGCAGCCGCUGCUCGCUGUCUGCAGCGAUCCUCCCGACUCUUGGGCCUCGCUGCGAGAGGGCGUGCUGCUGAAGCUCGAGCCGCAGCCCAAAGAGCUGCUUGGCAAGCUCGCGGCGUCGAUCGCGCCGUCGGUUGAGCCAGAGUCGACUGCCGAGGCCGAGCCGCCGCCGGCGGCGGCGGCGGCAGCGGCGGCGGAGGGGGGCGAGGCCGCGGGUGAGCUCCUCCGAGAGCUCUUGCGCCUGAUCGCCGAGGAGGCGACCGCCAUGCUGCCGGCACUCGAGGAGUCCGUCGAGGCGGUCGUGUCGAAGACCCUUCAGAUGCUGUCAUUGCACGUCGAAGACGUCGAGCUCGGACUCGUACGCGAUUUCACAGCCGUCGCCGACCGCCUCGAGAAGCAUCUCGAGACGGUGCUAAUCGAGGAGGGGAUCGGCAAGCUCGUGUCCAAAGAGCAAGCGCUGACGAUGAACGGAAGUCUAUCAAUAGGCGCUGUCCUCGAGAAGCUGAGCGACGUCGCCUCCGAGCAGCUGAAGCUGGCGGAGCAGAUGGAGAAGACGAUCGCGGCGAAGGUCGCUAGUGUUGGCGACGCCGCGAACCAGAAGCUGCUCAAGUUCGUCGGCGGCAAGGGCAGCAUCAAGAGCCGCGUCGUCAAGUCCGUCCUCAGCGCCGCGACAAAGUACGAGCUCAACGUCGACGACAGCGAGCUGACGUACCUGCUCGACACGCUCGUGAAGCUCGAGGCGCUGGAGGUGAAGAGCGACACGUGGAAGGACGCGGCGUCCACCUGGAUGUCCGUCCUCGAGCUGCGGCGCAAGAUCGGCGUCGAGCGCGGCAUCGCCGUCAUCGACUGCAUCGCGGGCGACCAGAAGGCGCGGCUCAGCAAGGCAGCCGGCGGCCACAUCCGCGCCAACGGCUACAGCUACCGCAAGAAGAUCAACCUCGAGCUCGCGCGCAUCCGCCGCGUGCGCGACCUGCAGAUGCGCGGCGUGGCGCUCGUCGGGACGGCGAUUGCGGCUGCGCUCAUCUCGACCUUCAACUACCUCUACUCCGUCGCCGACGGCGUGGAGCCGUGGUGGCUGCCGCCGGCCGUCGUGCUCGGCGUCCUCUGCGUCCUCCUUCCCGCCGCGGCGGCCGAAAACAUCAACAAGCAGGCGCGCACUGUGCGCACCAACUGGAUCAAGAACAAGCAAGCGGCAAACGGCCUCUUCUCCUCGGCCCCAGUGUGGAGGGAGGAGAUCCGCUCUCGGUCGGCAACGUGGCAGCUAGUCGAGGGACUCGGUAGUUGUGACCCCCCUGAGAGCUGA